AUGAACACCACUUCACUGCUCUCUCUCUCCUUCCUCCUCCUCCUCGUCUUCUUGGGCACUGUCUCCGCCAGGAGCAGGGGACAAUCAGAACAUGGCUUUAGCCAAGAAGACCAGGCUCAGUGCCAACUUCAGAGGCUCAAUGCCCAAGAACCCACCUUUAGAAUCCAGGCUGAGGCCGGCGAGUCCGAGUUCUGGGACUGGAAGGAUGAUCAGUUCCGCUGCGCAGGAGUUGUUGCCGCCAGGCACACUAUUAACCCACGCGGACUCUUCUUGCCUUCUUACACCAACGCUCCUCUCCUCAUGUACAUUCUCAAAGGUAACGGUAUGUCUGGAGUUUUGAUGCCUGGAUGCCCAGAAACAUUCCAAUCAUCUCAGGAAUCCCAAGAAGAGAAAUCUACUAGGUUCCACGACCAACACCAGAAGAUCCGACGAUUCCGACAAGGAGACGUCAUUGCCAUCGGCGCCGGAUGGACCCACUGGUGCUACAACGACGGUAACGAGGAUGUCGUAGCCAUAGUCGUUGAGGAUACCGGCAAUAACCUAAAUCAGCUCGAUCAAAACCCACGCAAAUUCUUCCUGGCUGGAAACCCACAACAAGGGGCAGAACAACACCACCAGGCCCACCAGACAGGCGAGAAGCAGAACGCCGGCAACGUCUUCCAUGGAAUCGAGGAGGAAUUUCUGGUUCAGAUUUUCGGAAUCGACAGAGAGACAGCCAGGAAGCUUCGCGGAGAAGACGAUAAGAGAGGUCACAUUGUCCGCGUGGAACAGGGCUUUCAAGUCAUCAGCCCACCCUCCAGGAGGGAGGAGCAAGAAAGAAGAUCCAACGACGACAACGGCUUGGAAGAAACCAUUUGCUCUACCAAGUUGAUCGAGAACAUCAAUGACCCUUCCCGCGCCGACAUCUUCAACCCACAGGCCGGCAGGUUCAAUACCCUAACCAGCUACGACCUACCCAUUCUCAAAUCCUUGAAAUUGAGCGCAGAGAGAGGAGUUCUUUACAGGAACGCACUGGUGAGUCCUCACUAUAAGCUAAACGCACACAGCAUUCUAUACUGUACGAGAGGAGACGCCAAGAUUCAGAUAAGUGACCAGAGCGGCAGCUGCGUGUUCGACGAGGUGGUCCGUGAAGGACAGAUGGUGGUGGUCCCGCAGAACUUCGUGAUUGUUAAAGAAGCCGGUGAACAGGGAUUCGAAUGGGUUGCCUUCAGGACCAACGACGUCGCCAUGCAAGGAACCCUAGCAGGACGGACGUCGGCCCUUCGCGGCCUUCCCGCCGACGUGGUUGCGGCUUCUUACCGUGUUUCAAGGGAACAAGCCAUGAGAUUGAAGACCAACCGGGAGCAGACUUUGAUCUUUGAGUCCAGAUCGUUGGUUGACAAUGAUUCUCCUUGUUCGAAUAAGGAAGGAGAUGAACUCGUUCCAUUCUGGUUUAGGCUUGUGAUUGCUGCUAAUCGGAUGGCUGAUUAG
Molecule: messenger RNA, 1470 nt
Organism: Impatiens glandulifera
Lineage: Eukaryota; Viridiplantae; Streptophyta; Magnoliopsida; Ericales; Balsaminaceae
Product: 11S globulin seed storage protein Ana o 2.0101-like
Exons: 4
Coding region: 1-1470 (489 amino acids)
Molecular function (GO): nutrient reservoir activity
Source: RefSeq, a predicted model, not a curated record